This is a messenger RNA of Fonsecaea nubica, 1452 nucleotides long. RefSeq lists its product as hypothetical. Lineage: Eukaryota; Fungi; Ascomycota; Eurotiomycetes; Chaetothyriales; Herpotrichiellaceae. The record is from RefSeq and is a predicted model, not a curated record. Bases 1 to 1452 code for a protein of 483 amino acids. The transcript has 2 exons.
AUGAAGUCCAAGGUCGCGCCGGAGGACUCGCUGGAGCCAACAUGCCAUUUCGAGCUGUUCGAUUGUUUCUUUACGAGAAACGAUGAGAAAGAAUUGGAGAAGCAGCCACUUCCCUCUGGCGUGGAGCGAGAAAUGCGCAUCAUGUACCAACAACCUCACCUGGUUCCACCCAUGAAGCUCACCUUGUUUGACGGACUGCCUCCAACUCCUACACCACCGCUCCCUUCACAGUUAUCGCAAUGGGUUUCUCAUGGCAAAGCUUCCCUCAGAUCGAGCCUGUCAUUGCGAAGACAGGCUGCGAAACCCAUCAUCUCUGGUCCUCAGCCACCACUGCCUGUGGCACAGCAGCUUCCGUUCCGACGGGCGGCUCACGAGUUUCGUCCACUGGAGCUCAGCAUCUACAUGCCCAACAAUCGACUAUCAGACCUUCCAGCUUUCGAUAGGCUCAGUUUCACCGACGGCGGCGAUAUCAAAGCUCCUCCUCGAGCAUUGGUGCGGACAAAGUCAGAAGAGUUCCUCCCACACAAGGUUUCUCUACUGCCUACUCCUGCGAAACCUGCCUCGAUGAUUGAACAACGCCGCCUGUCUCAUAUACGACCCGAUACCUCGUCGACUGUCAUAUCGAUGUCGCGGCCCCCUUCGGAGUACGACGCUCUCCACUCCCACCCCGUGUCGUGGUCAUCUUUCCCCGGUCUACCUCCACAAAUCCACUUUCCUGGUGUUCGCUCCGAAGCAUCUGUGGCCAUCCUGACGCCCAUGCAAGAGGAGUUUAGCCCUCCUGCGACCUCGGUCGCCAUCGGUGAUACUGUGCUCGACUUUCCGCGAGACCUCGAAGCUCCAGCAGCGCAAGAUGACCGCAUUCCCCCCGAAGCGCCCGCACCUCCUCCGAUUGUACCUUCAGCACCCGCCAGAAACUUCUCCAAACCAACCGACAUGAACUCGCCUUCGGGUUACUUCCAUCCCAAUUAUCAGACACAGAAACGUAUCUCUCAGUGGCUCGCACACCGCAGUCAUUCUUCCUCAAUCAGUACCACUAAGUCAUCUUCGACGUCGUCAUCAUUCGCGGAGCAUCGCCGCAAGCGGACUCAGUUCUAUCAACUCUCUGCGCCAGCAGCAGCACCACCCAAACCAUUGAGCCUGUGGCCACGCCAGCAUCACAGGACAAUGACUGAGUCCACUGUCGCCAGCACCAUUGACACUGACAUUCUUUCCUAUGGUGACCAAAGUCAGACAGACGCAACGAGUGUCACCACCAUGACAGCCGGGGAAUGGCAAGGUCGAAGUGGCCCGGUAAGGAGUGUCUCCAAGGGAGGCGGGACAUUAAGACCCAUUGUCAGUGGUGUCCCUGAUGUGCCGCCAUGCUAUGCCGAGCUCAUCAAGGAUGCCGACGAGAUCAUCAUCAAAGAAAUUGGCGGGCCCCUGCGAAGUCCAGGUGUGGGGGUUGCUUUCUGA